Molecule: messenger RNA, 189 nt
Organism: Podospora bellae-mahoneyi
Lineage: Eukaryota; Fungi; Ascomycota; Sordariomycetes; Sordariales; Podosporaceae
Exons: 2
Coding region: 1-189 (62 amino acids)
Source: RefSeq, a predicted model, not a curated record
AUGGAAUUCGAGAAACUCAGUGCUGGGCCCGACAAAUCCUGUGCCGAGCCUCUCAGUCGUCACCAAGCAUGCAUGCAACAUUGCAGAAAGAGCAGUAAUAAUCGCGAGGUCCAGGUAUCCUAUCCUAUCCAUCCUCUGCGCGCUGCUGAGCUCAGAGAGCAAAGGCGCGCCAAGUUGAAGUUGCAGUAA